UAAUACAUCUAAAUUGGCCCAAUGAAACAUAAUUACAGCAGAGGACAAAAGGCGACAAUAAAAUGGAUGGGUAGGUAAAUUAUGAGUGACCGGAGAAUCCCUUCAACUUCACGCCCGGAUCUGACCCAGUGAAAUACAUAAUUCGCGUCGGAGACUUCGUAAUAAAGGAGGCAAAAUCAUAUAAAAAGCCCUUACAGAAUAGCAGUCUUGUUUAGAUGUAUUGAAGGCUAUUGGCAGGACCUGUGUCAAACAAGAGUUUUCUUCAACGAUCGACAGUGUUUACCUUCUGAACAGAGCCUGUCCCGUUUUCACCUGUGCGCCGUUCUUUUAAUAAAGCACCUGUGCGUGUGUGUAUACAGCUAUAUAAGCUUCGACCCUCAGAUAGCACACAUUUAGACUUAGGGGGCGAGAGCUCCACGAUCGUAUUAAAUCCAUUAUUUUGUUUCAAAAAUAUUGAUUCAAAGGAUCAGUUUAAGCAAAAAACCUUGACGUGUGCGAAUUAGGUGCAUUUGGAAAGGAUAGAAGUUGAGUGAACUUCUUGCAUAAGUUAUUUUUUUUUCUAACCAUACACCAGGUUGUUUAAGCCUCGUGCUCCGAAUCCCGUGGAGUCAUUGAUGCUAAAAGCCGAGCCGGGAUACAGUGUAUUCAUAGUUUACAUGGAUGCGGGCCAGCGAUUGUAGCUCUAUAAAUGAAUAACCGAUUUUGCGGAAGAUAGAGGGAAGAGAAAAAAAAUCAGCAAUUAUCGAACCUCCUGUCGCAAAUCAUCUAGCGGCUUCACUUUAAUUAUUCAAUUUUUUUUUCGUAGAGUGGGAGAGUAUAUAUAAAAGAAAGCGACUGUGUUUACAAGCAAUGUGUAGUAAACUUUUACCAAGAGAUCGUGCGUGACUAUAUAUACUACCUGGAAUAAUUCUGAUGAUUGUGUCUUAACUUUGUGGAUUUUAUUAUUUUAAUAAAGACUCUUAAUUGCCAAAGGACCAAUUCCUAAUGAAGACCACUAUGACGUCAUCACUAAGAGUAGUGGUCCUAGGGGCAGAAAAGACGGGUAAAUCAGCUGUCACUGUGAGAUUUUUAACCAAAAGAUUUAUUGGAGAAUACAACUCAAAUAUAGAUCUUUUGUACAAGUCGUGCAUAAAGCAAGAAGACUAUCUGACAGACAUCGAAAUUCUAGACACCUGUAGCAAAAAGAGUAAUGGAACUUCGCCAUCAGCAGAAACACAGAUGAACUGGGCCGACGCGUUUGUGAUAGUUUACAGUAUUUGUGAUACGUGUUCAUUCGAAAGGGCGAAAUCUCUACUGGACACUAUCGGCAAAGUGCGUUCAAACUCUUACAUUCCCGUCCUUCUACUGGGCAACAAAACGGACCUCGAACACAGAAGAACUGUUGGCGUCGAGGAAGGCCACCAGGUGGCGCUAGAGUAUAACUGUCAGUAUUACGAAGUUUCCGCCGCGGAAAAUUACGUCACGAUCAACAUUGCAUUCCAGGCUUUGCUCAGAGACGCUAAAAUGAACCAGCAACAGAAAUCGAUGCUUAAGCGCAGGAGAACUUCUUUAGUAAAUGUUUCCAAGAAACUAGGUGCCAUGUUCAGUGGGAAAAAAGACUGUGCCGAGUUCGAUAAACGGCGGACCUCAAUGGAUGUCAAUUCGCCGCUCAAACUCACGUGAACAAGUGCUCUCGCGAAAAUGCGCGUGAGACACGAACAAGAACAUGUUAAAUCUAAAGAAGAGGUUUGCAAGAGAAAUGAAAACAAUCCAGCAUUAUCUGUGAACAGUCUGAAUCUUCAAAGAAUCAGAUUAUCAAAAAGGUGCUGUGAGAAUUGCAUUGUUAAGCAAAUUGUUAAUCGGGCGUGUUGCAAGAAAUUAAGAAAUUAGAAUAUAGUUGUCAGACUGUGCGUUUUAAUACACAAGUCUUUGAACACAAGACAGAGUUCCGGUAUGUGCCCCCUUAAUUUGAGAACGACGGCAUUUCCCUGUGAUGUUUUUAACGAGAUAAAUGAUCAAAUCAUUGCUCACUAAGAUGCCACUCUAUUAAAUCUGAAGACAGAGUUUAUAUUAUACCCAAGCAUCGAAUGCUUCUUGGUUUUGUUACAAUUGUUUCUUUAUUCAUGUUAUUUCGAUUAUCUUUGUAUAUCCAUUUCAAUAAAAAUGAAAUGUGCUUUCU
Messenger RNA from Magallana angulata, 2158 nucleotides. RefSeq names its product ras-related and estrogen-regulated growth inhibitor-like protein. The coding region runs from base 985 to 1662 and encodes 225 amino acids. NCBI's taxonomy places the organism in Eukaryota, Metazoa, Mollusca, Bivalvia, Ostreida, Ostreidae. The record is from RefSeq and is a predicted model, not a curated record. The transcript has 4 exons. Gene Ontology annotation, molecular function: GTP binding; GTPase activity.